UGUCAUGGUGUUGAAAAGAUUUUAAGACUUGUAAUUCAUACGGAUCAAUUGAAAGAAUGGUCGCUUCGUUGCUGGUCGAACCAAACAGAGUUGUAAGUGAAAUAAAUCAUUUAGGAAAAGAGGCUGGAAUCAACUCAUCACUGCUUUCCAGACCUCACUCUGGCUCGAAUUCUGUCAACAUCCCAAUGCGACAAGCUAACGUGUCCGAGAAAUACCGCACGAGUAUGGCUGGUGGUAAUAUGUGCCUUAAAGGACUAGUUUAUGUUGUACUGGUUUUGCUGGCAAAUAGAGUGGAAACUAAAUCUUUCAGUGGAAAUGCAGUUGUGGACGCAAGCAAAGUUAUUGGUCCAUUGGAACACUUCUGGGAGAGCACGGGCUUCUGUCCACCAGACCCUCAUCAAGACUUUCACAAGUUCAUAUUCGCAAAUGACGAGCUCCAAAACCUGGCUUAUGUGGGUUCUGUACCGAACAAUGGUAUAAAGCAAGUGCGAAUUCACUGGUUGCUAGACCUAGUUUCCAUGAAAUUGGAAAAUGAUAAACUUGUCUAUAAUUUCACAUUUCUUGACAAAGCAAUGAAGCUGCUUAUUGAGAAUGAUUUAAGGCCUGGGUUUGAACUGAUGGGAAAUCCAUCAAAUUUCUUUUCAGAUUUCGAUGAUACUGCUCAAAUCUAUUCUUGGAGAAACCUAGUGGAAAGUUUGGGUAAACAUCUCAUCGAGGUCUUUGGGUUAGAGGAAAUUUGUCAGUGGAACUUUGAGUCAUGGAAUGAACCAGAGAAUAAACAGCAUUUUGAUGGUCUCCAUGUCUCCACUAAAGGAUAUCUCAUGUAUUAUGAUGCUUGUUCUGAAGGACUUAAGAUGGCCCAUCCAUCUCUGCGACUAGGAGGGCCUGCCACAGGGUACCCAGACAAACAUCCUAUAUUUUGGUCUCUACUGCAACACUGCAACAAUGGUACUAACUUUUUUACUGGGCAGAGAGGAGUUAGACUAGAUUUUAUUUCUUUUCACAUCAAAGGUCAAGGACACUCUUUAACGAUUUUACAUAAUGAAACAGUGGUUAUUGGAGAAAUUGCUAAACUGAUUCCAAAAUACAUAACUACACCAAUAUAUAAUGAUGAAGGAGACCCUUUGGUAGGUUGGAAUUUAGCUGAAGAAUGGAGAGCAGAUGCAACAUAUGCUGCUAUUGUUGUCAAGAUUCUGGUUCAACAUCAGGACUGGUUCUUAAAGAGUAAUUUCAGCAUCAGAUAUAACCUCUUAAGCAAUGAUAAUGGAUUUAUUAGUUAUCCUCCAGUCCACUUCCGUCAACGCACAUUACUGGCAAGAUUUCAAAUGAACCAUUCUCAUCCACGGAAGGUAGAAUUUGUUAAGAAACCAAUUUUUAAUGUUAUGGGGUUGCUAGCACUGCUAGGAAAUCAGCAAAUUAAGGUUUCUUCUUUUGGAGAAAAUGAAGACUGUGGAAUUGUGGCGAGUAUUUUGAAGCCUCAAAGACACUGUGAUACCAAUGAUUGGGAACUGGCAGCUGUGCUCUACAACAGCAAUGAUACAUCUGGCAGAACUUCUGUCUCAGAAAUAAACUUAACUGUUUUGAACUUGCCAUUGAGACAAGAUGUAGCAUUUGUUGUAUAUAAACUGGAUAAUGAACAUGGAAAUCCAUUUCAAAUGUGGAAGGAGAUGGGUUCUCCAAAGUUUCCUUCUGAUGAACAAUUUCAUAUGCUCCGCCUUCAUCAGGAACCCAUUAGAAGUCUUGGUCCAAGCAUAGUCUCUUCCAGUACAUUGAACCUCCAUCUAACCCUUCCUCUUCCUGGAGUAAGUUUGUUACAUGUUUGUGCAAAGACUGUCUCAGCCCCUCCAAAGGUUGAAGGAGUGAGACUCAUUUCUGUUUCUCCAUAUGAGGUUCUUGUGGUCUGGAAGGAUGUACCAUCAAGAUGCAUCACUACCUUUGAAGUCCUGUACUCAGAAAAAAGUCCUGGUGGACCUUUUAAACGAGUUAAUGAAAUUGAUGUUAUCUUCACAAGCUUUCAUCAUAUGAUGUCUCAAGCAGACAGAAAUAAUGUAGAAGGCUGGUAUUCCAUCGUGGCUGUGGAUUACUGGGGAAGAUACAGCCCUGGUUCAGUGCCAAUCAAACAUAACAAGACAAAAUAAUGAUGUCAUAUUAACCAUUUGAAAGUGAAUGAAUUUUGGGACUUAAAAAAAUUGAAAUCUAGUUUUUUCAAAUAUCUACCUUAAUAUCUGGCACAGUGAAACUUUGUAUUAUCUUGUACAUUAGUUUCAUGUUUAGUGUAUGACUUAGUUUGUACAAGCUCAACACUCAUAAUUUAAACAGAAUAAUUAAAAUGGUAUUUUUCU
Pocillopora verrucosa is the source of this 2342-nucleotide messenger RNA. Its product is annotated as alpha-L-iduronidase-like. Gene Ontology annotation, molecular function: hydrolase activity, hydrolyzing O-glycosyl compounds. Lineage: Eukaryota; Metazoa; Cnidaria; Anthozoa; Scleractinia; Pocilloporidae. The record is from RefSeq and is a predicted model, not a curated record. Gene Ontology annotation, biological process: carbohydrate metabolic process.